AGUUAACUUACCUGCACUGGCAGGGUAACGAUUGUGUUAGUCGCUGGUUGCCUAUCCUUCCACGCACGCUCUUACCCCACAUGUCCGAGGUGUGCUCCCUCGCAAUUCUUGAAUACCUAAUCCAGUGCAGUGGAUGCCUGCGGUUAGAAGACCUUUGGGCCUUUCUGCUAGCUAAAUUUCAUCAGUGUUCCGACGUACUCUCUAUUGUCGGUUCCACUCCUGAGUCUUUGGAGCAAUUCAUCAGACGUCAGUCUGCACUUUUUCGGAUUGUCGAUGGAUACGUGUAUUCUUCUGACAUACCUUUAGGAACGUCUGAUAGCGUACCUGCUCUUUCACAUUCCAAAAAACCUUCAUCCGGUGAGUUUAUUCAUCCAGAAGGCGCCAUUGAUUCCGGACAUACGAUGGGCUCAGAAAUGGAGCCAGAAGUGCAAGCCGUGAAGUAUUUUCAGGAGCAUCUCCUGAGGAAACCAGAACGAUGGGUUCCCAUCAAACGUUUAGCUGGUCACUUAUCACAGGCUUCGCCCUCAAUUCGCAUGGUCGUUGGUCCGCAGUCGGAAUUCGUCAGUUUUCUACUUCGACACUCAUUAUUCUUUCGCGUGCAAGGGGACCUGGUUGGACUCAGUGACAAUAUUCGAAACAGCUUUUCUGCCUGUUUACCAACACCAAAUAAUAAGAAAAAGCCGCGACCGGUUUCAUUUCAGGGCAUGGAGGACCCACGUCGUCGAAGUUCUUUCGAUCGAGUCCAGUUACCAGUUUAUUUCCAAACCACGGCGGACAGUAGCACCGGACCGAAACAACCUAGUUCUGAGACGGAUACGAUAGUACUGAGUAUAGAAGAAUGUAAGGCGUUGCUGUGGUUACGGGAUUCAGUUGAAUCAAGUUCAGAGCAUGAGUUGCUGAUGGGUUCGUUGCUAUCUAGGCUCUCCAGCGCACCUAAAUGUGUUCACGGAACCAUCGGCUGGACGCAAAUCGAACUCAAGGAAUUCAUUAAAAAGUACAGCAAGGUUUUCUUAUACGAUGAAGCCUCUCAAAAGGUCCGGAUGCACUCAUCGAAGAACAUUAAUCUGGUCAUCGUCACAAGGAAUGCGAAUGUCGGAGAAAACGGUGUACUUCUCGCACAAAGAGGAUGUAUAUUCUGCAUCAAUAGGCUAUGGGGAAUUAUCGACCUUGGAUUUCACGAACACGUCUUCUUCGAUCGAUCGUUAUUCAAACAUGUGACAGAUCUGUCCAAACAUUUCCAAGUGAAAGAAACUGUAUUCUUCAACGCUGUGCUGGCCCCCAAAGAGUCUCGAGCUAAAUGGCGAGCUACAUGUGUGUGGAAGGAGAGCGAUCCGCUGGCAAACUACUUGCAGCGUCUUGCAACAAGAGGUCAGACCGUGGAUUCCGCAUCCGAUGAGAAUUCCGAUUAUCAGGACGAUCCAGAUUCCGGGCUGGAUAAUUCGGAGGAGCACCCACAUUCGAAACCAUGCAUAAAGUACCUGUUUGACGAAGUCAGUGAGGCAUUUGACCGUUGCGUGAAUGCGUUUGCCUCAAUCCGCUUGGCAGAGGCUUGGGAAGUCCAACCUAAGCAGACUUCGACACAAUUGCCAGAUGAGGCUCAUCUUGGACAAAUAUUGGCUGAUGGUCCUUCAAGCGCUCCAAAACCAUCGUCUAGGUUGGGCGAGUCUCGAUCUGGUUGUAGCAGUCCUGUUUCGGAACUGAGCACACUUUCUGGAAUACCCAGCAUUACUGGUUUCGCAGAUGGAUGCAGUUCAAUCCGCACAAGCUCAUCUGUUCCUCUAAGCGAGUCCGAUCCAGACCGAUCCCGUUGUGUAUGUUCAUGCAUUCUUGGCACUGAUGCAUUCGCAACACGCCAAGUGACCCAAACAUCAGUCUCCACACAGACGCUUUUCACCGGAGACAUUAUGGCAACCAAAUUAUAUCAUGAAGAUGUGGGAACUGUCGUUUAAAUCCUAUACUGUUGCCAUAUCUUCCGAAAGGGUUUUCAUUGUAGUUUAGAACGCAUGAAUGGUUGAGUAUGGCUUCUCGGAUUUUUCGCAGUUAUGGUCGAUGUAUUGUGUUCGUUAGGCUUUCUUAUUAUGUUUUUCCUUAUUCUACAUAUACUACUCAUUACCCGCAUGCAUUCAGAUCCAUAGAUGCAUGCUCCAUGCUUUACUAGUUUCGUCGAACACUGCGAGUUUCCUUCUAACCCAUGCACAUGUAUCCACAUCUGCACCUGCUUUCACCUACAUUAAUUACUCCGGCUGUGAUCCCAUCCAACCGAUACUACGCUACCCAUCCGAAAGGCUGUGUUUUUAUCAUAUCUUUUUUGUUCGUAAGGAUUGUACUUUUUAUCCACUAUACAUGACCUUUUUG
Molecule: messenger RNA, 2355 nt
Organism: Opisthorchis viverrini
Lineage: Eukaryota; Metazoa; Platyhelminthes; Trematoda; Opisthorchiida; Opisthorchiidae
Exons: 2
Coding region: 81-1949 (622 amino acids)
Source: RefSeq, a predicted model, not a curated record